UAUCGUUCCAACACGAUUUCUGAAGCUCUCUCUCUUUUUAUGUCACUAUCGCUGUUUGCAUGUAGACGCAGCCAAUCUCUUCCCUAUGACGCCGGCGAGGCUGGGCUCAGACGGGUUUGAUCAUAAUAUUUAACACACCCACCCAGUAAGAGCACGAUACUAGUUCGAAUGAGAAGUAUAACAGCCACGGGACAAGUGGAAGCGAAAAUCUCUGCACCUGCCAAGCGGUGAAGCCUACUGGCUCUGCUGUUCCUUGAACGGAAAGACGGAGACAGAAGAUUUAUAUUUUUGACAGGAUCUGGCCUAGGUUUGCAUCCACGUAUCUUCAGCUGACAAAGCACCACAUGUUUUUUUUAAAUAUCGUCGAUUUUUUUCGCGUUGCUUUUCUUUAACGCAUUUUUUUGUGCCUGUUGCUAUUUCUUACAAGGACUGUGGCUACAUUUUUUAAUCUGAAAUUGAAUAAAGACUGUCCCUCGGACUUUUAACAAAAAUGACGAUUGGACAGCAUUGACACGUUUUUAUGCUCAGCAUUGCAUGUUCUGAUGAUGGAACAGUGCUUUCGCAACGCAAUUGUGCUAAAACACGUUUAAAAUUCCCUAAACUAUUCACUGCUAUUACGAUUAGAUAUUGUUUUCUGCCGUAUUCAGAAUAGCCACAUACCUAUUUGCUUUAUGGUGCCUGCAAUGAGUCGGCAUGUCCAUCUGGCUGAAUAUGAAUAAUUCAGUCUUUUCUAAAAGACCAGCGCUCUGUGCGUAAACAUGGAGUUUCUGAUAUAACACGGAUUAUGUUUGGAAUGACCAGAAAAAAUAUCAAAAUUAUCUACAUUGGGUUUUUGCUCCAUAUUUCACAUGUACUAUACUUUUUAUAUAUAUCGGUGUUGUGCGCUGCUUUUAUGGUUUAGUGAUAUAACAACAACUACUUAGAAGUGAAUCCUGUACAAAAUGAUCAAGAUGAUACUGUUUCGUAAAUUUCGAGUUUUGAUACUCAUGGUGUUUUUGGUGGCGUGCACUAUGCACAUUAUGAUAGACUUGCUCCCAAAACUAGAGAAGCGAGCGGCGGGACCGGAAACCGGCAACGGUGGCUGCCAGUGCACUCACAACCCGAGCGAGGAGGCCGGGAGCUGGGGAAAGCAACGCGCAAGGUCCGUGGCGGAACCGGGCUGGCCUAACAAACACACGCUGAGAAUCCUGCAAGAUUUUAGCAACGAGCCGAGCUCAAACCUCACGUCCCAUUCCCUGGAAAAAAUCCCUGUCGCCGGGGAGAGAGCGGAGUCUUUCAAACGAAUGAAACAGUACGACGGGACAGCGGAUAACCAGAAGCCGCUCAUCAGAGACGCCAGCGGGGGUAAGACCGUUGCUGCGCCCGGUAUCUUCCGGCUGCCGUCUCUGUUCGAGCAUCCUUUAUACAAGACGGACCUGCCGACCCUCACAGACGACGACACCUUGUUCAACGUGAAUACUGACAUCAGGUUAUAUCCGAAAGCAGCGGGGAAUCAAGAAUGGCACAAUGAAGCUAACGUGGAAGAGGAGGAGUACCCCCCUACAGGGGAGGUGACAGCCGAGUCCUACCCCAACUGGCUUCGCUUCCACAUCGGUAUCAACCGCUACGAACUCUACUCCAGACACAACCCUGUCCUGGACUCCCUGCUCAAGGAUCUGGUCACCCAGAGGAUCACCAGUGUGGUCAUGAAGUCAGGAGGAACUCAACUGAAGCUCAUCAUGACCUUCCAUAACUACGGACAGGCGCUGUUCAAGCCAAUGAAGUAAGUACCAAUCGCU
Oncorhynchus masou masou (cherry salmon) is the source of this 1778-nucleotide messenger RNA. Its product is annotated as extracellular serine/threonine protein kinase FAM20C-like. The record is from RefSeq and is a predicted model, not a curated record. Bases 942 to 1766 code for a protein of 274 amino acids. Lineage: Eukaryota; Metazoa; Chordata; Actinopteri; Salmoniformes; Salmonidae. The transcript is spliced from 3 exons. Gene Ontology annotation, cellular component: Golgi apparatus. Gene Ontology annotation, molecular function: protein serine/threonine kinase activity. Gene Ontology annotation, biological process: enamel mineralization; protein phosphorylation.